AUGUCGGGGGAGGGCGUGCGGGGGAUGAGCGUGGAGAUGCUCGCGUCCAUGCUGGAGAGGGCGGUUCUUGGUGGCAAGGUGGUGGACUCAAGCGGCCGCGGUUGUGGCGGCGGGGGCGGCGGCGCUUGCGAAUGCGGCGACGUUGGCGGCGCCGGCACGACGACAUUGCCGACGUCAACAAUAGCGGGGUUGAUUUUUUUGGUGUUUUCGGCGAUGCCGGUGGCGGCGGCGGCGGCGGCGACGAUCCUGCAGCUGACGGCGUUAAUAGUCCCGCUGACCGUGCCAACCCUGCUCGUGAUCGACGGGCGAACUUUCGCCGAGUUCAACAGCUGCCACGUGGCGUCGGCGCUCAACGUGUGCUGCUCCAAGCUGGUGCAGCGGCGGCUGCAGCAGGACAGCGUUGGCCGAGCGGUGUUUGUGGUCACGCAGGUGGAGGCCGGUGGCCGGGGGCGCGUCGUGGUGGUGGUGUACGACCAGCGCUCGCCGUCCGCUGCAUCGCUGCCGCCCCACGGCUUCGUGUCCGUGCUGCUGGGGAAGCUCCGUCGGACGUUCUCCGACGUCUACCUCCUCAAUGGUGGAUUUGCUGCAUUUCAGCUGCUGUUCCCGCAGCUGUGUGAGAACGCUAGCCGCGUGGACACUCGCACGCCACCUCUUGCGCAGCCCGUGUCCAGCCCUUCGUUGCACCUUCGCGACACUGGUCCGACCUGCAUCUUGCCCUACCUCUACCUCGGCUCUCAGCGUGACGUCCUCAACAAGGAGGUGAUGCUGCAGAGCGGCAUUACACACGUGCUGAACGCGAGCGUCGGCUGCCCGCGACCGGACUUCAUCCCCGAGGGGAACUUCCUGCGCGUGCCGGUGCACGACAGCUACUGCGAGAAGAUCCUGCCCUGGCUCGAUUGCACGGCAAACUUCAUCGAGGGCGUGCGUGAGCGCGGGAGCCGCGUGCUGGUCCACUGCCUCGCCGGGAUAUCGCGCUCGGCCACCGUUGCGAUCGCGUACGUCAUGCGCUGCAAGCGCCUCUCAUCGGACGACGCCUACAGGUUUGUAAAGGAGAAGCGCCCAUCGAUUUCACCCAACUUCAACUUCCUGGGGCAGCUGCUGGAGUACGAGCGUGAGCUGGGCACAAACCUCCACGUCCAGCAGCAGCAACAGCAGCAGCAGCAGCAGCACCAGCAGCAGCAACAGCACCAGCAGCAGCAAGUCCAUCAACAGCAGGAGCAACAGCAACAUUCCUCACACACAUUGCACAGAACACAAUUUCAGCAUUACCUACAACUGCACCAGCAGCAGCAGCAACAGAAACUCCACGGGCAGCUGCGGCAGCAAACGUCGCUCCAGACGCAGCUGCCGCACAGCGGGCAAAGCCCGUUGCCUUGCCAACAGCAGCAGCAGCAUCAGCAGAAGUCGAACCAAGAACCGCGGUCAGCAGCGUCGACGUCGACUUGGUCAGGGCAGCUCGGUCAGCGGCCCGGCACAGCGGGCGCCUCGACGGCGACGGCGCGGGGGGGCGACGCGGACGCUGCAGGCGACGGCGCCGCUCUGUGCUCACGACGCGAGUGGGGCGGGGAGGGGGAGCCAGCAGCAGCGGCGGCGGCGGCGGCCCUCUGCCUCGACAUCCACUUGCCCGUGACCCCCUCGACGUUUGCGCAGCCGCAGAAGCGAAAGCAGCCAACGACGAAGCAUUUCUCGCCAGUCAUGGAGAACCCGGAUUCGCCACUCGAGAGGACAGAGAGCGCCGAGCCCAGCGCGGACACGCGCGUGAGCACGCAGCCACCGAUGGGCACGGAGACGCCGACGGGCGCGUGGGUGAAGAGGCAAGCGGGCGCACACGCGGGCAAGCGGGUGGAAGCGAAUGAGCGAACGCGAGACUCCGCGGAGCCACGUUUGCCGAGCGCUCCGAUCCAGAGGAGCUGCAGCGUGGAGGACUACCUCGCCACGGGGCUGUUGCUGGGCAUCACGUCCGGCGCGCACGGACAGCCGUGCCUCCACCAGCAUUUGCUGCAACACCGCUACUACUACCGCCAGCUCGGCCUGUGGGCCCACGCGCCGUCCGUGCCCUCGCUGACUGGGCCGUGGGAUCCCAAAGUGGAGCUCCGCCGGAGGGACAAGGCGUUGGACGGCCGCGGAUCGCGCCGAAGCUGGCACGAGGAGACACUCCUUGAGAAGCAGCGGCUUGCUCGGCGCAGCUGCCAGAUGGAGUUUGAGGGCUCGGCGCGCCUCUUCCUCGCCGCCGCCUCCUCCUCCUCGUCCUCCUCUGCCUCGUCCUCUGCUCCCAGCUCCACCUCGCCGCUUUCCGCGCACGACCCGAUGCCCAAGCGCGCCAGCUUUUCCGGCAGCGCCGAGCUAGUCCAGGUGUCCUGAGGUUGGCGUCGGCUAAACUUUCGUCCGCCGAUUUUCCCACCCGUGUUGGAUCCCGAUUGGCCGUGCACCGUCGAUCAACUCUGCGUUUUAGCCCGAUGCUUGGCCCCGAUCACCCCCUCCGGCUUUCAGCUUCUCCCUCCUGCAAAUCCUGCUCACGGAGUGGCGAGCGGAUGGCCUUGAAGCGUCCA
Lethenteron reissneri (Far Eastern brook lamprey) is the source of this 2549-nucleotide messenger RNA. RefSeq lists its product as uncharacterized. Gene Ontology annotation, biological process: negative regulation of MAPK cascade; peptidyl-tyrosine dephosphorylation. Gene Ontology annotation, molecular function: MAP kinase tyrosine phosphatase activity; protein tyrosine/threonine phosphatase activity; MAP kinase tyrosine/serine/threonine phosphatase activity. Gene Ontology annotation, cellular component: cytoplasm. The record is from RefSeq and is a predicted model, not a curated record. NCBI's taxonomy places the organism in Eukaryota, Metazoa, Chordata, Hyperoartia, Petromyzontiformes, Petromyzontidae.